AUGGCGGCUGUUGUGAGUUCUAUACCAAAGUUGGCAAAUCUAUGGUCUACUCAGCUACGAUGCUUUCAUCUUUCCGCAUUUCUCUCGCAACUAAGAGUUCUUACGCGCCCGAUUUGUACUUAUAGUGAUUAUAAUCCUUUACUAAACCAAGAAUCCUUGCCACGCUUCAAGGAAAUCCAACCCGCUCAUUUGGCUCCAGCGAUCGAACAGCUGACUAAAGAUUUCGAGAAUGAUUUUAUUGAGUUUGAGAGAACAUUGAAAGGUAAUUGUAAGGUUUUAAAAUAUUUUAAUUAACUACUAUGCUAGCUGUGUAAAAUACUCCAGCGCAACCAGCUAGUAUGAGCGACUUCCAAACACGAAUGGACUAUGGCAUUUUGAUAUAUAUAUUAUGCAUCAGUCAAUUCCCGGUAAGACCAUGCCCCACUCCCCCCGGCUGGGACGCAAACGACCUCGUCGUCGAUCAACACUGCGGCACUUUUCACUGAUCGCACAGCGAGUAGUGCAUAUUAAUGUGUGAUUUUUCGUUUUGGUUACCUCUUCCCUUUGUAAAAAUGCCAUUCUAAUGGAGACUUUGCACGCAAUGACACCACUUCAUGAUUCUUAUUUUAUUAUAGCCUGUGAGCAAGCUCACCGCACCCUCUGGCGGCAGGGUGGGAAAAGGAAGAAGUGCUUGCAACUAUGUCUCUUUAAUUUGAAUAUAUGCAUCAAAAAAGUCAAUGCGAAAUGCUGAUUUGCAGUCAGAUGACAUUAGCAAUGACAUCAUUACUCUUGGCAUGUGUUUUUCAAUGUUUGUUUACAUUUGUGCUUAUUUCUGCUUCGCGCUGAUUGGUGGAAAUUUUGACAACUCAGUCGACGGGGAGACACGGGAAUUGGAGGUGGAAUUCAAAUUCCAGAGAUGUAGUUGCAAGCUCUCCUUCCUUUUCCCGCUCCACCGCCAGAGCGCCCUAGAGAGCUUGCUCUCAGGCUAAUUUUAUAAUCAUUGUCUACUUCUUUUAAAUAGUUCAUUGGUAGUGUGCUGUAUUAAAAGUUAUCUGUUCUGAAUAGUUAAAUAAUAUGAAAAAGUAGAUGAAGUUCCUCAAAUGAUACAUAAUCAUAGCUAAAAUUAGAAAUAUCACCAUCGCCAAAUUUAUUCAAAUCCUAGAUCAACAGAAAUUUCUUUCCAUAACCAAAAGAAAAAAUGUGUAAAUUCACAUCAAUAGCUCCUGACUUCUGGCUUGAUAAGCAAUGAAGAAAGGCAGGCAAGUUUUUCCCGUCCUAGACAUGUGAACCAAUCUUCGAAUCUGCUUGUGUUUCCAGUGAAAUUCUCCACGUUUAGUGUUAUGUUUGGGUGCAGCUGGAAUUGACUGAUGUCCAUUAGAGGAUUUUGUCAGGGGUAGAGUAAAAAAUUUAUGGAAUUUUUUGGGUUGGAGCCUUAAUUUCCACAAAAUUCUUCACAGUUAGACCUAUAUUCUCUAGUAGCCUGGCAGCAGGUUCUGCUGUGAGGGAAAAAUGGAAAAAAACGGAGUGAAACGGCAUAGAAAAUUGGUGAGCGGAGUGAGCUGAAUAGCAGACUAGACUGGUUUCCUUCCCCAGACUACAGCGUUUUAUUUGUUGUUUUUUUUUUUUCAUCUUUUUGCCCAACUGCGGAGCCUCGUCCCGGGCUAAUUCUUCUUGAGUAGACCCAUAUUCUUCAGCUCAGGGGUAGACUGAUAUUUUAUGGAAUUCCUCAGGGGUGCAUGCAAUUUUAUUCCAUCUUCAGGGGAAGGAAGAAAAUGAUAAUAUUAUGUACCCUAGCUGUCAUGAUACUGAUUCAAUAAUUUGUCAAUUAAACGAAAAAAAAUAUAUUAUGUAUACCUAUGGAAGACUUUUACAUAUUUCCUAGAAGUCACAUUUUACUAAUCAGAAUAUUAUAGUCUCACCUUGCUACUGCAUGAUAAAGAAAAAGAAGAAGAGUCUCCUACAGUUGCAGCUCAACAGAAAGAAAUUGUUUGACUUACAGUCCAUGUAUGUUCAUGGACUGUACAUGUUCUUUGGACCUGCUAGUUUUAUAAUCAAGGCAUCAAGGCCGGCAAUGAUAUUUAUCUUAUGCCAUGUUUUUAGUUUUUAGUGAAAACAAUUCCACGAGUGAUAGAGCUUGGGAAACAGUUGUUGAGCCUCUGGAAAAAAUAGGAAGUCAGCUAAGUUAUGCUUGGGGAGUGGCAUCACAUUUAAAUGGAGUUCGUAAUAGUCCAGAAUUACGUACUUCUUAUGAAAAGGUAAGCAUUCUGUUGUUAAUAGAUCUUUAUACCACAAUGACUUAGUAGCUUUUAGUUUUAUCCUUUUUUCUGUUUUGCAUAGUCACAAGAAGAUAGCACUUAAAAACAAAGGCAGAAGUAUGCAGCACCCAUCAUGCAAUAAUUGCAUGUACACGUAACUUUAAUAGAGGGAAAGGCAUAAAACUUAAAAACUUAGCUUUUUAUUAGUUCUUUUAUUAACUCAAAUUUUACUUUUAUUGUUUUCCGAAAAUUGUAAAUUAUUAUUAUUAUUAUCAUUAUUUGGACUAGCCAUUUAUUCCUUUAAGAUUUUAGUGUUGUAAUGCGCACUCGAUCAUAUCUUUAUCGCAUGCUAGACUGCGCAAUAUAAGAAAUAAACAUUAUUAUUAUUAUUAUUAUUAUUAUUAUUAAAACUAUUUAACCGAGCAAAUAAAUUGUCAUUGUAAUCAGCCCUGUUUAAAUGGGCUAUUUGGCUGAUUGUAAUUUUGCAGUGGGUUUUUGCUGUUAUUAAAACUUGUAUAAUUUACUGUGUUUUAUCAGGUUCAACCACUAGUUGUCAAAGUGGCCAUGAAGGCAAAACAGAGUGUUCCUUUUUAUGAUGCACUUUUGGUAAGUGUAAUGCUCAAUAGUAAUGGUACAUGCACGAGCUUUACAUGAGGCAUUCUUCAAGGUUAACUAUAAUGCAAAAAUUAUAAUUAAAGUCAAUCCAGUUCAUGUUGUUUUUAACCCUUUAAGCCCCAGUAUCCACAUACAAAUUCUCCAAACUGAUCUCCAUACAUUUCCUUUAAGAAUUAGUUGAGAGAAUUUAAUAAAAUAUCAAGGCAUUUUCUCUUUCGUGACCAUUUUUUAUAUUCUCACAACCUUAUCUCUUGACAAUGUAUGGACAUUGUUAGGAGAAAAUUGCUGUUGGUCACUAUUGGAACUUGAAGGGUUAAUAUUAAAUUGUUAAUGACAAAAUCACAGCUCCAUAGGAAUCAAUGGCCUCCAAAGCAUGAUUGAUAUUCAAGUUAAAUACAGCAACGAUGAACCUGGAAAAACUGUCAGUCAGACUAUAUAACAUGUUUGCAAUUUGUGUUUGAAUCUUUUUCAGUUUUGGCCCUCUAUGCCUUCUUUUGUAUUUGCUCUGUGUCAUGUCAAUCAUCUUUAAAUGUUUUAAGCCAUAAUUUUCACAAUAAUAAGUGAAAGGACAACUUAAUUUUGUGGCCAAAAUUCUCACAGUAUCUCUCUGUAUCCAAAUUGGAUAUACAGGUAUAAUGUAUCCUUGGAAAAGAGUAGUCACACACCAGUUUUUGAACUCAGAUAGAGGUUUAUUCCAUACACUGUAAACUGCUUUCUGUACACUCUUGAACACUGUAGACUCUGAGAGUCAAAAAAACUGGUAACUUAUUCUGCUCUAUCUUGGUGGUUUAAGUUUUAAUGCUGCUUGAUCGCAUUUAUACUUCAAAAAUGUCCUCAUGGGAGUUAAUUAACUUUACGUUGUAAGCACUAUUUUAACAUGACCAGGCUUUAACACUUAAUUGAGAAUAAUAUAAAACAGAAUCUCUGUCUUAACCCUUUAAGUCCCAAUAGUGACCAACAACAAUUUUCUCCUAACAAUAUCCAUACAAGGUCAAGAGAUAAAGUUAUGAGAAUUAAUAAAAUGAUCAUCAUAGAGAAAAUUCCAUGAUCUUUUAUCAAAUUCUCUCAACUAAUUCUUAAAGGAGAUGUAUGGAGAUCAGUUUGGAGAAUUUGUAAGUGGAUAUUGGGGCCAAGAGGGUUAAAGUCUGUAACUAGAAUCUUUUAUUUUACUGCUUUUACACUGUAUAAACCUGCUGACUUGACCAUCUUAUUUAUUUACAUGUGAAAGAAAGUUGAGAAGGACCAACUUACACUUGAUGAAGGGCAGCAGCGCAUAGUAACUGCUUUUCUAAGAUCAGCCAGAAAUGGUGGAGUUGGCUUGGAGGGAAAGGAAGAAGAGAGAUUCAACACCAUUCAGUUGAGACUUGCUGAGCUAGGAAAUAAAUUCAGGUAAAAUCAUGGUGCAAGUCUCACAUCUCACAGGGGGCACAUUCACUUGCAUGGGCAUCACAGAUUGUGUUCUUCUCAUCUUUUUUCCUUUUUUUACUUCACUUAUCCAUCUUUUGAAAGUGAAUACUAUUCACUAUUCUAAUAAUAGUACAAUGGUGCAGUUGUUUCUAUUAUUAAUAGAAACAACUGCACCAUUGUACUAUUAUUACUUUUUUUUUUAUCAAAUAUGAGGGGCAAGUCACACAACAGCUGGUUGUCUAUAUGCUCAAAUCUAGGCAUAUGACUGUGUAAGUGUCCUCCUCCUCAUCAUCAUCAUCAUCAUUGACAUUAUCAUCAUAUCAUAGUUUAAUGGUUGUAGUGCCAGAAAGCAUGCAAGGCCCUACUGGUUCUCCAGGUAGGGGAUUUAAGGCAAAGUUAGAGCUAACAAUAGACUGCCUCAAAAAAGCCACUUAAAAUACAGAAACCAGAAAAUUUAACAAUUCUCCGAUAUUCUUUCACUUGUGUAGUAACAAUGUCUUAGAUGCAACAAAGUCAUUUUCAAUGGUCUUGACUGAUCCUGAGGAUGUUGCUGGAUUACCAUUGUCACUGCUGAAGUUAACUGCAGAGGCUGCAGCAGCAGCUGACAGUACUGCAAGUAAAGAAGAAUCCAGGUCUUAUAUUUUGAUAAUUCUAUACUGCAUGUGUUAAUUAACCAGUGUCCACAUUAAGCAGGUGAAUUUUGGAGAAAACGAUAAUUGAGCUUUUCAUCAGGACAAACGAAACUGUCUCUUAUAUGUGGGUAUCUAUAUAAGCGGGUGUCCAUAGAACAGGGUUUCACUGUACAUGUAAUCUCAGCAUUUUCCAUUCAAGGUAUAUCCAUGUAACAAUUGAAGGAGAAAUCGCCCACAAUCUAAAAAAAUAAUAAUAUAAUAUCGCUUUUAUAUUAUAAAACAGUGUUAGUGCUUUAAUAAACUCACUAUAUGAUAUAUUUAAUUUGCCAGAAAGCACACGGAUCCCAUGGCUGGACCUUGGAAACUUAGUUUGGAUUUGCCAUGUUUUGAGCCCUUCAUGAAAUAUAGGUAGGUACAUGUAACUUAGCUAAAAUUGAAAUACUCACUCCAGACAGUCUAAUAGUAAAAACGAUAACGAUAAUUUAGGCUUUUAGAAUUAGAAUUUUAGAAUAAGGCAGUUCUACUUUAGCAAUUAAUCCAAUAAUUAAAGGCCCCCCUCCCCCCCACAAAAAAAAAAUCUUUAAAAUUGUAUGAGCGCAGACUUUUAGUUUAGCCAUGAUACAGUGAUCCAAAAGGAACAUGUCACCUGGUCAAAAAAUUAAUUUACACUAUCCUUUACACUAUUUAUAAAACUCCGGAAUUCUAUUAAUGUCUUAUCUGUUACAGGUAUUCUGAAUUUGGGCUUACAUGAAACCUUAAAUAUGGUCUUGAAUUUUUUGACAAAGUAAUGUUAUUUUUAGAGAACACCAAAAGAAAUGCAACAUUUUAAUCAAUGAUUGUUACAAAUUCGUUUUCGAUUAACAGUCAGAGUAGAAACCUGCGUGAAAAAAUGUACAUGGCAUAUAUCACAAGAGCAUCACAUGGAGAUACCAAUAAUUCAAACAUCAUUGAGGAAAUAAGGCAAUUAAGGUAUGGUAAAAAAUUUAAAUCUGCCCUUCAAUACCGCCUGUACUUGUAACUAUUGCCUAUAUUUAUGAAAUCAUAGACCCUUCCACGGCUUCUUUCAACUUUUGACUGGGUCCAGCGAAAAUCCGUAUUUAAAGAACACCUUAAAAUCAGUAAAAGAUGUCAAGUUUGAAAGUGGUUUUUUAAAACUAACGAAAAUAAAGCUCCGCAAAAACGUUUGUAGGGUGGGGGGCAAAUUUCUGCCCCAGCUUCACUCACCCCCCACCCCCCCACUACGCAAAGGGUUGAAGAAUUUCUCGACUUCUUGCAGAGAUAUCUUCACUCUCUUCUAGCGUAACAUUUUUAAACUCAGUAAGCUUCCUAAUUUUAGGUACUUUCUUGCAGUAGCGUAGAUAUACAUUGUGUUCGCUAGCUGGCGUUUAUCAAAACUUGAAGAAAAAAAAGCGUGGGUCUAUUCACUCGGCUCUUGUAUGAGGAGAAUUCUGUGCUAAUAAUAAAAUGUACAUCUGGAUAUGUAAAUCUAAAUGUUUUUAGCUGGAGGUAUGAACUGACAUUGGGCCUUCAAGCACAGUUCACGGGUGCUAUUAAAUUAAUUUGACUCAACGGCUAGUUACUCAUGGAAUUAAUUUAUUAACCCUAUGUUGCGCAUUGUAGGCGAGAAAAAGCUGACCUCUUGAGUUUUCAGAAUUACGCCUACUUGUCCCUGGACUCUAAAAUGGCUGAUAGCCCUUCAGAAGUUUGGAAAAUGAUCAAAGACUUGCAGAGUAAAAGUAAGACUGGAGCGAAAUCAGAACUACAAGCUCUGCAGGUA
This is a messenger RNA of Porites evermanni, 6665 nucleotides long. Lineage: Eukaryota; Metazoa; Cnidaria; Anthozoa; Scleractinia; Poritidae. The record is from the annotation of a GenBank genome assembly.